Dalotia coriaria is the source of this 3532-nucleotide messenger RNA. RefSeq names its product serine/threonine-protein kinase/endoribonuclease Ire1 (gene Ire1). Gene Ontology annotation, molecular function: protein serine/threonine kinase activity; ATP binding; RNA endonuclease activity. Gene Ontology annotation, biological process: IRE1-mediated unfolded protein response; protein phosphorylation; intrinsic apoptotic signaling pathway in response to endoplasmic reticulum stress. Gene Ontology annotation, cellular component: IRE1-TRAF2-ASK1 complex. Lineage: Eukaryota; Metazoa; Arthropoda; Insecta; Coleoptera; Staphylinidae. The transcript has 6 exons. The coding region runs from base 181 to 3081 and encodes 966 amino acids. The record is from RefSeq and is a predicted model, not a curated record.
GUUUAGAUCAGUUUAGAUAUGACGUACAGCAGGACGGCCGCAACAGACCAUAUUGCCUUCGCAACCGCCUCCGAAACGCUUAAAUCCGAAUCAACAAACGCCAAUAAUAAUUGUUUCGACGCGAGUGACUUUUUGUGAUUGUUUAAAUGUGCUAUACUUGGCGCACCACGGCUCGCCGGCAUGUGUCGUUGGAUAUUUCGCUCGCUCGCGCUCCUUUGCAUCAUACACACGCUCAUAGCGGCUGAUGAAAUAUCAAUAACAACUGUAGCACCUGAUGGUAAUCUGGAUGUUGGAAUCACAGACAUUGCCAAGGAGACUGAUGCUAGAUUGUUGUUAUUCAGCACACUCAAUGGCAAUCUGUAUGCUAUUGACCAGGAAACUGGAAGUGUAAAGUGGAAAAUUAGAGAUAGACCAAUAAUAACCGUUCCAAAAGACGGUGUCGAUGCCUUAAACUCCGUGUUUUUACCGGAUCCAAAAGAUGGAUCGCUUUAUGUUAUCACCAACACCAAAGAACGCAUCAAAAAGCUUGGUUUCACCAUUCCGGAACUAGUAACGAGUUCACCAUGUCGAAGUUCCGACGGUAUCCUAUACACUGGCAAGAAAAAAGACACAUGGUUUAUGUUGGACCCCAAAACGGGCAAUCGCCAACAAAUUCUCGGCUGGGACAUCCUACACGGUCCAACAUGCCCCGUGCAGACCCCCGACGCGAUUUACAUCGGUCGCACCGAGUACAGUUUACGUAUGGUCGACUCAAAACAGUCGAAUCGUCGAUGGAAUGUCACAUUCUACGAAUAUGCGGCUGUCCCAAUGGAUAAAGACACCGCAGCAUUGUAUGAUUUUCUGCAUUUUACUAGCAGCAGCACCGGAGUGGUUUUAACACUUGAUCGUCGACGUGGUUCGAUUGUAUGGGAGAAAAACUUUGAUAGUCCUGUCAUCGGUGCCUAUAUCCUUGACCCUGAUGGGUUGAUAUCUCUGCCGUUUACAUCGUUAUCGAAUCAAACACUGUUGAACUUUGCUAAUAAUCUACUGGAAGAAGAACGCGGUAAUAUGAAUGCGCAACAAAUGAAACUCUAUCCAACUUUAUACAUUGGCGAACACCCGGAGGGUUUAUAUGCGUUGCCGUCGUUUGUGGAUCAAAACAUGGUGACGAUAACAAACGCCGACGGACGUCCGUUGCUUCUUGAAGGUCCGGACGGUGAGCACAGGCCGUCUGGUGUUAUUAUUGAUUAUCCUCUGCCUGGACAAGAUUAUCCUCUACCUCAUGACGCAAUAAUGGACACAAUGACAUUCCAAAGCGUGCCUACACAUUCGAAAUCGUUCAGCAUCAUCUACCUCGGUCAUUAUGACCUGCCAAAGUACGCCAAUGAGAAGUUUUUACUUCCCGGGCAGCCUAUCAACGGAAAAUUGCUCACAGACGAGAGUAAAAUUAAUCUACCAAGGGCGAAACCCAUCUACGAUGCGCGUUUCCCUUGGUUACAAAUGGCAUUCAGUUUUCUCACCACUAUUUUAGUGACGGUGCUUACGAUGCAGGCGUGUUUGAAGUAUAGCAGUCGCGAAAUCACGGAAAAAGUCUCAGUUGAAACUCCAGACGGUUGUGUGCGGAUUGGUAAGAUCAGUUUCAACAAGUGUCAAUUGCUCGGCAAGGGCUGUGAAGGGACAUUUGUGUACCGCGGUGAGUUUGAGGGACGCAGAGUGGCUGUAAAGCGAUUAUUGCCGGAGUGUUUUGACUUUGCUGAUAGAGAAGUAGCGCUUUUGCGCGAAAGCGACGCGCAUCCGAACGUUGUGCGCUAUUUUUGCACUGAACAAGACCAGCAGUUUCGUUACAUUGCGUUGGAAUUGUGUCAGGCGACUCUCAACGAGUACAUUAGCAAUGGCGUGAGUGUGCCGAUUGGUAAAUUAGAGAUUUUGCAACAGGCGACUGCCGGUCUUGCGCAUCUGCAUUCGUUAGACAUUGUGCAUCGUGACAUUAAACCGCAGAAUGUUUUGUUGUCGGUGACUGGACCAAACGGGCGUGUGCGCGCGAUGAUUUCCGAUUUUGGCCUUAGCAAAAAACUACAACUAGGUAAAGCUAGUUUUUCGAAACGCUCGGGACUCACAGGUACUGAAGGGUGGAUAGCACCCGAGAUGCUUCGCGAGGGUGAAAGCAUCACGUGCGCAGUUGAUCUGUUUUCGUUCGGGUGUUUGUUUUAUUACGUUCUGAGCGAUGGCGGCCAUCCGUUUGGGGAUAGUCUGCAUCGCCAGGCGAAUAUUCUUGAGAAUUGUUGGUCAAUGGACGAGUUUGUUGACUCCAUUGAUAAGAUUCAACUAUAUAAACUGUUACUGACGAGUCUGAUUAGUAACCGGCCUAAUGAACGACCAGAUUGUCGUGUGAUUUGUGGCCAUCCAAUGUUUUGGAGCAAUCAGACGGUGCUGGCGUUCUUUCAAGACGUGAGCGAUCGCGUUGAGAAGUCAGACGCGACCGAUCCUGUCCUGUUGGCGCUGGAAGCAAAUUCGCAGUUUGUUGUUCGCGGUGAUUGGAAGCAUCACAUCGAUCAGGAAGUUUCCUCGGAUCUCAGAAAAUAUCGAAAUUAUAGAGGGAAUUCUCUUAGGGAUCUUUUACGGGCAUUAAGGAACAAAAAACAUCACUAUCAUGAACUAACACGUGAAUCGCAAGUCCUGCUCGGUGAGAUACCGGAAAAGUUCACGAUGUACUGGACAACGCGUUUUCCUCUUUUGCUUGUCCACACCUGGGUCGCAAUGCAGAUGAUUUGCGACGAGGAUAAUUUCAAGCAGUAUUACUUUGAUUUUAUAUUUCCUAACAGUAGCGUCGAUUACCAACUAGGCGCUGAGGACGCUGAAAAGUUCAAAUUUGAAAAUGUUGACGCUUGGAAAACAAGCAAUACAAGUGAUACAACACAAAAUGGUGAAGCAAUCGGUCUGUAUCGCCUCUCACCUCAAAAACGUGAUAGUACAAACGCCAACCGCUACAAUCCUAACCGCCGACGCGGGCAAGGCUACAGAAAGAACAGCAACAAGAAAGAAGAGAAAUCUGAAGCCGCAUCGCCCGUCUGGCUCCUACCGCCAAACAACCCCGACAAUUGAGUUUGUUUUAUCCUCGUUGAGGCGUUCUUCGAAAGGUGAGUGCAACUUUUAUUCCUAGACCUAAGAAAUUAACCACUGUGAUAUGCCUGCUAAAAAAAUUGUGUCGUACUUUAUAUUUUCGUCGAGUUUUAUACCGAGCUUAUCGGAGUGAUGCCGGAGUGUUUACACUUUUGUUUGCAAACUGUUUGAGGUAUUCAUUGCCAGCGUACAACAGUCGCACGCAUGGUAAAUGCUUUAAAUUUAAAUUAAAUGCACACACACACACAACACCACACUACAAUUAAAGUUAAAUUAAUUAAGCGCAAGUGAUGUUUGCCUAGCAUUUUAUAAAUUUUCUAUAAGAUCAUGAUAGAGUAAUAUAUUAUAACCGGUGGUUAUUAAUUCUGUUAUAUUAAAUUGAUUACAUCAAAGAGUUUAUUGUUAAGUAAAAUAAAAUGAAAACAUAAACAAA